AUGGCGUCCAGGCGUCUGCAGGGCAAGGUCAGCAUCGUCACAGGCUCCUCCUCGGGCCUCGGCAGGGCCAUCGCACUCGCUUACAGCCGAGAAGGCGCCCAUGUUGUCUGUGCAGAUCUAUCCGCGGGCGCACGAGCUGUCAUCGAGGCAGAGACAAGUGCCAACACGGACGACCUCAUCCGCAAGCAAGGCGGCAGGGCCAUCUUCGUACAGACCGACGUCACAAAGGCCGACAGCUGGGAGGUACUGGUCGCUGCCGCCGUGAAGGAGUUUGGCCGAAUUGACGUGCUCGUGAACAAUGCCGGCAUAUCGUACGAGUCUAAGAACCCACCGCGGAAAAUCCACGAUACCCCCGAGGAGGCAUGGGAUAUCAGCAUGGCAGUCAACGGCAAGUCCGUCUGGCUGGGCUGCAAGUACGUGAUCGGACAGAUGCUCAAGCAGGAGCCGCAUUCGAGCGGUGACCGUGGAUGGGUCAUCAACCUAUCGUCAAUCUACGGACUCGUGGGCAGCAGGAUUGCGCCAUCUUACGCCGCCUCGAAAGGCGCGGUAGCCAAUUUGACGCGCAGCUUGGCCCUGGACUACGCCGCCGAUCGCAUACACGUAAAUGCCAUCAAUCCGGGCUUCAUCCGGACAGGCAUGUUCGCCGAUACGAUCAGCAACAUAGCGACUCGAGAUUCUAUAGAUGCGCUGCAUCCUUUCGGUGGCACAGGGGUACCGGAGGAUAUUGCAGGUGCCGCGGUGUUUUUAGCUUCCGGAGACGCCUCGUGGGUGACGGGAGUCAAUCUGCCUGUUGAUGGAGGCUUCACGGCGCAGUGA
This is a messenger RNA of Cyphellophora europaea CBS 101466, 816 nucleotides long. RefSeq lists its product as uncharacterized. Gene Ontology annotation, molecular function: oxidoreductase activity, acting on the CH-OH group of donors, NAD or NADP as acceptor. The record is from RefSeq and is a predicted model, not a curated record. The coding region runs from base 1 to 816 and encodes 271 amino acids. The transcript has 4 exons. NCBI's taxonomy places the organism in Eukaryota, Fungi, Ascomycota, Eurotiomycetes, Chaetothyriales, Cyphellophoraceae.